AUGCUCCCACGGUCCCUCCUCCUACCCCUGCGCCGCAUGCUGUUCUCGUCUUCCCGCACCUUCCUGCGACAACGCCACAUCCACACGGCAACAUGCGCCUGCAACACCCUACUACGACCGAGCCUGCGUCAGGUCUGCGCACAGCCGCUCGAAGACCUCACAGCACGCUUUAAUGGCCUGCGGUUACAAACGGCGCAGCAGUCGCGGGGCAUGAAGGUUAGAAGCUCAGUCAAGAAGCUGUGCGAUGGGUGCAAGAGCGUGAGGAGGAAGAAGGGACGAUAUGUGUAUAUCAUCUGUAGCAAGAAUCCGAAGCAUAAGCAGAGGCAAGGAUAG
Parastagonospora nodorum SN15 is the source of this 333-nucleotide messenger RNA. RefSeq lists its product as hypothetical. The transcript is spliced from 2 exons. Gene Ontology annotation, molecular function: structural constituent of ribosome. NCBI's taxonomy places the organism in Eukaryota, Fungi, Ascomycota, Dothideomycetes, Pleosporales, Phaeosphaeriaceae. Gene Ontology annotation, cellular component: ribosome. The record is from RefSeq and is a predicted model, not a curated record. Bases 1 to 333 code for a protein of 110 amino acids. Gene Ontology annotation, biological process: translation.